AUGUGGCACGUGAGAACAAUUACGGCAGUCAGAGCAAGAAAGAGCCAUACAAAAAAGAAUACCCAGACAGAAGAGAAAAUCAGCAGCACAGAAAAGAUUGACACGGGCAGGUCAGAGGAAGAGGAGGACGAGAAAUGGCAGAGACCACCGAAAAUGUAUAACAAAUACAGGGACACUAAGAAGUACUGUGAUUUUCACAAGGAUCAUGGUCAUCUCACAGAGGAGUGCACUCACUUGAAAGAUAACAUUGAGGACCUGAUCCGAAGGGGGUACCUAACACAAUUUAAAGCAAAAAGCUCGUAUAGCAGGACCUACGAAAACAGGGAUGAUGAUGGUCGAUUCGAUAACAGAAAGACAGAGCAAAAACAGAACCACCCAACAGAUCAGAAGAGGUCGAAUGAUAUACUGGUCAUAACAGGAGGACCAGUUUACGCCGGUACUACAGCCAGCGGUGCUAAGGCCAGUGUGAGCGAAUUUAAACACCAGGUUAAUUACCAUAACUUAGGAAAAUGGCCUGCCCCUCCAAAAAUCCCACAGUGCACCUUUACGGAAGAUGAUUGUAAGGGCAUAAUUUACCCCCAUGAUGACCCAAUGGUGUUAGCUCUGGAUGUGGCUAACAGAAAAAUCCAUCGAAUCCUGAUAGACGGAGGCAGCUCUGCAAAUAUUCUAUUCUGGCCAGCUUUCCAAGAGCUGCAGAUCGAAGAAAAACACAUAAAACCAGUUAACUACCCAGUAAUUGGCUUCACAGGGGCAACGGUGAUACCAGAAGGAAUAGUCAGCUUACCUGUCCAAAUUGGGCAGGGAAAAGAUAUCAAGGAUGUCAUGGUUGAUUUCAUGAUAGUGAAAGUACCUGCAGCAUACAACGCCAUUCUGGGCAGACCAUUUAUCCAUGAUGCAGGGGCAGUGGUGUCUACUUAUCAUCUCACCAUGAUGUACACAACGAAUGAUAACAGAUCAGCUAAGGUCAAGGGAAAUCAAGAACAGGCCAAGAGAUGCUACCACACAGCCCUGAAACAGCCACCCAGACCCCCACCCAUGGCAGAGGCAGACAUUCCCUUGUCUAGAAAGAGAAAGAGAGCAGAGCGUAAAAAAGACGCACUACUGGACAUGGAAAAUUUUGAGCAUCGUGAAGAAGGACUGUUAAAGCCAGCCCCAACAGAAGAAACAUAG
Messenger RNA from Spinacia oleracea (spinach), 1170 nucleotides. RefSeq lists its product as uncharacterized. The coding region runs from base 1 to 1170 and encodes 389 amino acids. The transcript has 2 exons. The record is from RefSeq and is a predicted model, not a curated record. NCBI's taxonomy places the organism in Eukaryota, Viridiplantae, Streptophyta, Magnoliopsida, Caryophyllales, Amaranthaceae.